AAGCAUUAGAGAGUGAGAGAGAGAGAAUCGAAAGUUUCAAUUUUUCCCUUCUCUCGAAUGGAAGCUGAUGUGAUUAUGCCACUCCCCAUCCGCUCCGCCUGCCUCCUCCUGGAAAAUUAGGGUUUUGCAGCUUCCGGGAUUUCCCCCCUUCUCGGGUCACAUGGAUAUCUUGAACCGCGCGAGCGUGCUGGGUGUGCUCCUGUGGCUCGCUUUGCUGGAAUUCAGCCGCACCACGUCGGCGAACGUGGUUCUGAUCGGCAACAACGUCACUCUGUCCUUCGCCGCCCUUGAAGCUAAUUUCGCUCCGCCGGUUAAAGGUUCUGGGGUUUGCGGCGUGCUGUAUCUUGCGGACCCGGUUGAUGCGUGCUCUCGAUUGGCGAAUGAGGUCGCCCGGUUGCCUAAUGCGAGCUCCCCUUUCGCCCUAAUUGUUAGGGGAGGAUGUAGAUUUGAAGAAAAAGUUAGGAGAGCUCAAAAGGCCGGAUUCAAAGCGGCUAUUGUCUAUGACAACAAAGCUGAGGGCGGCUUGGUGCCAAUGGCUGGAAACUCAGCUGGGAUAAAAAUCCAUGCCGUGUUCGUUUCUGAAGUUUCGGGAGUAUUACUUCAAAACUAUGCUGGUUCAACUAAUGUGGACCUAUGGAUAAUUCCAAGCUCUGAAGACUCAGCUUUGUCGAUCAUGGCUCUUUCUUUUAUUUCCUUUCUUGCCAUGUCAGCAGUUCUUGCCGCGUGCUUCUUCUUGUGUAGGCAUCGCAUAAGACGAGAAAGGCCUCGAGCUCCUCGUGUGAGGGUCUUCCAUGGAAUGAGCAGUCGCUUAGUGAAAGCAAUGCCAAGUCUCAUAUUUACUGCUGUUUCAGAUGAUAACUGCACAUCGAGGACAUGUGCCAUAUGCCUUGAAGACUACAUUGUUGGAGAGAAGCUCAGGAUUUUGCCGUGUUGUCACAAGUUUCAUGCAUCAUGUGUCGACUCGUGGCUUUCAUCGUGGAGAACUUUCUGCCCCGUUUGCAAGCGUGAUGCAAGAACUAGCACGGGCGAACCCCCAGCAUCCGAGAGCACGCCAUUGCUCUCAUCGAGCCCUGCGUCUGCGGCUUCCUCCUCUGCUUUGUCUUCUGCUAGAUCAUCGGAGGCAUCAUCGUCAGCCAUCCAAAUAGCCGCCGGAGCGUCACGGCCUCCAUCUGCUUCUCACACUACAUCUCUCUCGAGCACUUAUCUGCAGCAGUCUCUUGGGUCCUAUGGACAAUCUCCUCCUCCGAGCAUUAACCGUAGCUCGGUUGACCCCAGGAAUGCAUCGUCACGAUAUCCCCCUAUAUCACCUGUUAAUUCAAUAUUUGGGACUGGAUUUAAAGCCGGAGGCUUUUUGUAAAUAAAAUAAAGUUCGGGCAAGACUGGAAUUGGACUUAAAA
Molecule: messenger RNA, 1397 nt
Organism: Syzygium oleosum
Lineage: Eukaryota; Viridiplantae; Streptophyta; Magnoliopsida; Myrtales; Myrtaceae
Product: receptor homology region, transmembrane domain- and RING domain-containing protein 2-like
Exons: 4
Coding region: 161-1357 (398 amino acids)
Source: RefSeq, a predicted model, not a curated record